Molecule: messenger RNA, 3176 nt
Organism: Geodia barretti
Lineage: Eukaryota; Metazoa; Porifera; Demospongiae; Tetractinellida; Geodiidae
Source: the annotation of a GenBank genome assembly
GCUGUACUGUUUGCGUGUGUGUGAAAAGAAACUGACAGUGCCGCUGCGUGUGUGUCGCGCGAUCGCAGCCAUGAAUGUAGCCGAUAGUGUUUCGCCCACUGCAGACAUGGAGUGCAGAGGCAAAGGAGUCCCUCCAACUGACGUGGAGACACCCAGCUCCCUGCUCGUAUCGUCAGAGACAGCUUGUGGUCUGAAGCAAAGUCGCCUCUUGUUCCCACCCUCCACCACAGUUCCUCCAUUACCACCCACCAACGGGGACACGCCCACGGCCACGCCCACUCAGCAGCAACAGCUGGAAUGUGUGUCUUCUAAUGGUAGCCCACCACAGUCGACUGCUCCCCCCACUACAACACCAAUGGAAAUCGAGGAGAGCGGUGAGACAAGCUGUGAACCUGUGAAAAGUACUUCCGUGGCUGUUUCUGAAACUUUGACAAAGGUGAAGAAGACGAAGGCACUGAGACUGGAGAGGGAGCGGCUGAGGGCAGAGGCGCAGGCUGUCAGGGAGGAAGAGAGACUCAGAAAGGAAGAGGCCAGGCUCAAGAGGGAAUUGGAAAAGAAAGCUCGUCGCGAGCGUCGUGAGCAGGAGGAGCGAGCGAGGCAGGAGAGGAAGGAGGCCAGGGAGAGAGAGAAGAGAGAGAAACAGGAGAAGAAGGAGACUGAGAGACGCUACAGGGAAGAGGAAGAGAAGAAGAGAAGGGAGGAGAAGCAGCGGGCAGAGCUAGAGAAACAGCUCUGCGCCGAGGAAAAGAUUCGCAAACAGCACAAGCUCUUCAGCAGCUUCUUCAGUAAACUCCCAAAGACCGAAGCUCAAACAAAUGUCAGCGUUCACACAACAGACACCCACUGGAAGGUCUGAAAAUGAAAGGCGAGGGGUCGGUUUUGAUGCCUCUGUAUUUGAUGGGAUGAUAAAUAGCCAGACCGAAGCCCAUCUGUCUUACCUCACUGACUGCCGGUCCCAUCGACUCCGUACUUAUAAACCACGCCCUGCUGAGAGUGAUGAUGUCAUCAUUACGUCGUCUCCGAAUGCACCGCCUCGACCGCAGAUGAAGCUCCUCCAGUUUCACUCCAACGUGCGUCCACCCUACUUUGGUUCGUGGAGAAAAAAGAGUGAAGUCGUAUCUGGGAGAGCUCCUUUCAGAAUGGACAAGAGUGUGCUGGACUAUGAGUUUGACAGUGACGAUGAGUGGGAAGAAGAGGAACCGGGAGAGAGUGUCUCUUCAGCCAGUGAGGGUGAGGAGAGUGGAGGGGAGGAAUCUGGCGGGGAGGAGGAGGGGGAGGACGGGUUCUUUGUGCCCCACGGCUACCUCUCAGAGGACGAGGGAGAGAGAAGUGAGUCUGAGGAAGGAGGGGGACUGCCUGGGACUCAGAUGGACAAGGUACAGGCCAAGGCGAGAGCCUGGGAGGCGGAGUUUCAGCGGACGUGUCAUCCAAAGAAGCCGGUGUGUAUCGGAUGUGUGUGGGUGAUGGGGGAAGGAGAGGGAGGGGAGGGGAGGAGGGAGGACCAGGUUUUCCUGUCAAAGUUAUCAGCUCUCGUGUUGACGGAGUCUCCGGUCAGAGUGGAGCCACUCACUCCAGUCACCACUAUCCCCACUGAGACCCACGCUUCAAGUGUUACAGACAAUUUGAAAAGACCAGUGCCUGAAGAAGCAAUGCCAGACCUGAUCCGUCUGGUGCACCAGAGCACGGCUGGACUUGGUAAACUCGUUAAGAUGUUCCAGGCUCACUGGGGGGCAGUACUCCAGAACAGAGGGACACCUCUAGAUGUUGGAGAGGUAGGGGAUGUGGGGCAAGGGGGAGUCCGAUCGACCAGGGACCGUGGGUCGCCACCAGCAGGCAGCGGCGGUCUCUCAUCUCCUCGCGUCAGGGAGGCGGUGGAGGGAGAGAACCACAGCGGGAUAUCCAAACGGCAAUUGGAGAAGAAGAUCCAGCAGAUUGCAGUGAAAGAAUUACGCCCGCCGUCGACCAAGCAGACGUGGUACGUCCACGAUGCCAUUCUGGAGAAAUACAAGAUUGACGGGGCCCAACUUGUACCUCUCUUCCCUCCCACACCGAAAUCGUGCUUGACUUCUGUGGCGGAGAAAUCUUGCAGUCCCGAGGCGUCUCUUUCUACCCCUGUUAGCAAGAAGAGGGCCAAGCGAAGGGCUGCUGGUAACACUCCUACACUCUUUGAGGUGAUUGCUAAAUCCCCCCAGGCUACGAGCUCGGCGACAGCGCCAGCUCAAAAGAGGUUAAAGUUGGUGCCGUCCCCGGCUAGAUCAGCAGCGAAGUCGACAGGUGACAGCAAACCACCGAAGAAGAGAAUUAGGCUGGAAUCACUGAGUUUGAGAUCCCCUCUUCCUCCAGUGGAGAAAGCUGGAGCAAGUGGGAGUCCAGUCAUUAUCAUUGAUGACACGUCCACUGACACGUCCACUGACACACACUCGCUUCAGCCAAUGGAUGAUUCCAAACCAUCCACCAAUACCACCGUCUCAGCCCAGCCAAUGGAUAAUUCUACACCAUCUACCACUGGCACCGUCUCAGUUCAGCCUAUGGACGAUUCUAAACCAUCCACUAGUAGCACUGUCUUGGUUCAGCCAAUAGACAAUUCGAAACCACUCGCCAAUACGACCAUCUCGGUUCAGCCCACAGACAACUCGAAACCAUCCACCAAUAAUAUCACUACACCGUUACGAAAGGCACAGAUUCCCGUCAAACGUCUCCCACAAAUCCCUGCUGCAAACCAGCCAACCCCCGACACUAAAACGGUGUUUGCUGACACCAAAUGCUUGCAAGAAGUCACUAACAGCCAGAAAUCAUUGGCUGGAACUUCAAACUCUGAGGACGGUGGCAAAAAUGGAGAAAAUCGGCCACAUGUAGACUGGCAGAAGCUUCUAAGUGCAAGCAGCUCAAAUUGCAACAAAGUCAUGGUGAUUGCUGACAUGCACUGAAAGAUAUUUCACUUCCCCGUGACAAUUUGUAUUAUGCAAUCUAUUGAAUGUAACAUGGCACAUUAUACACAUCACUCAAUAAUUAAACAAGAUGUGUAUUAUUAUAGUGAGUACUGUUUGAAUAUUAUUAUCGUUGCGGCAAUCGAUGCGGGGGAAAGGUAUUCUCAGAGAGGGUGGGCCGAGGGGCAACAAGCAGCCUUUGCAGAACUGUGUACAUCUCUCGGUAGCCUCCCUGCACGUGGCAAGAGA